Vicugna pacos (alpaca) is the source of this 1858-nucleotide messenger RNA. The record is from RefSeq and is a predicted model, not a curated record. Lineage: Eukaryota; Metazoa; Chordata; Mammalia; Artiodactyla; Camelidae.
GGCUGUCUGCUCAUAGAGAUCCCAGCAGCUAAGACCACAGGUCUUUCCUUGAAGGCUUCGGUAAAAUAUUGUUGAGCGGCAGAGGGAUGGAGGGUAAGAAUGAACGGAGGAGUAACGAGCGCUCAAAAAUGGAAGGCACGCCCCCGCGGCGGCCCCUGCAGACCGCACCCUCCUUGCGCGCCAGGAACCCGCCGCGGAACCCGAGAGCGGCGGCAGCGGUUUCCCGUCAACGGACCCGGGACUCUUAAGAGAGCACACAGGAAAGGCCGGGCUGCGAGCGGGACCUGCCGUGCCUAGCAAAUCCCUAAGAGAAGAUGACUGUGUUCUUUAAAACACUUCGAAAUCACUGGAAGAAAACUACAGCUGGGCUCUGCCUGCUGACCUGGGGAGGCCACUGGCUCUAUGGAAAACACUGUGAUAACCUCCUAAGGAGAGCAGCCUGUCAAGAAGCUCAGGUGUUUGGAAAUCAACUUAUUCCGCCCAAUGCACAAGUGAAGAAAGCAACCGUCUUUCUCAAUCCUGCGGCUUGCAAAGGCAAAGCCAGGACUCUAUUUGAAAAAAAUGCUGCCCCGAUUUUACACUUAUCUGGCAUGGAUGUGACUGUCGUUAAGACAGAUUAUGAGGGCCAAGCCAAGAAACUCCUGGAGCUGAUGGAGAACACAGAUGUGAUCAUUGUUGCUGGAGGAGAUGGGACAUUGCAAGAGGUUAUUACUGGAGUUCUUCGAAGAGCAGAUGAGGCUACCUUCAGUAAGAUUCCCAUUGGAUUUAUCCCACUGGGCCAGACCAGUAGUUUGAGUCAUACACUCUUUGCCGAAAGUGGAAACAAAGUCCAGCGUAUUACAGACGCUACACUUGCCGUUGUGAAAGGAGAGACCAUUCCACUCGAUGUCUUGCAGAUCAAGGGUGAAAAGGAACAGCCUGUGUUUGCCCUGACUGGCCUUCGAUGGGGAUCCUUCCGAGAUGCCGGCGACACAGUUAGCAAGUACUGGUAUCUGGGGCCUCUAAAAACCAAAGCAGCCCACUUUUUCAGCACUCUUAAGGAGUGGCCUCAGACGCAUCAAGCCUCGAUCUCAUACACGGGACCUACAGAGAGACCCCCCAGUGGAGCAGAAGAGACCCCUCCACGGCCCUCCCUGUACCGGAGAAUAUUACGAAGGCUCGUGUCAUACUGGGCACAACCGCAGGACGCCGUUUCCCGAGAGGGGAGCCCAGAGGUCUGGAAGGAAGUGCAGCUGUCCACCCUUGAACUGUCCAUCACGACCCGGAACAGUCAGCUUGACCUGACAAGCAAAGAAGACUUCAUGAACAUCUGCAUGGAGCCCAACACCGUCAGCAAAGGAGACUUCAUCACUAUAGGAAGUAAGAAGGUGAGAGACCCCAGGCUGCGUGCUGACGGCACCGAGUGUCUCCGGGCCAGCCGCUGCACGCUGCUGCUUCCAGAGGGAACGGGGGGCUCCUUUAGCAUCGACAGCGAGGAGUACGAGGCGAUGCCGGUGGACGUGAAGCUGCUCCCCAGGAAACUGCAGUUCUUCUGUGACCCGCGCAAGAGAGAAGAGAUGUUCCAGGGCGCAGCCCAGUGAGCGGGCGGGAGAUGGGCGCCCGGACACCUCACUCCAGGCCCCCCGGGACCAAAAGGGACCAGAGAGCCCCGUCCCCGCCGAGUGGUCAGGGGCCCUGCGGGCGUUUUCAUGGCAAGUACCCCUCUGCCCUUCUCACCGAGCUUCCCAGCAGCGCAUGCUUUGACUCUGGUGCGACGUCGGGCCCUCCUAGAUGUGCUGGCUCCAGCGAGUUCCCCCACGCACCGGACAGAAAAGGGCUAGACCUCGUGGUCUCCCCCGGAGGCAGGCGCGCCCCCGCG